AUGCCCUCCUUCGACGAGGCGCUGCAGAGGGCCGGCGAGUUCGGGCGCUUCCAGCGGCGCGUGUUCCUGCUGCUGUGCCUGACGGGCGUCACCUUCGCCUUCCUCUUCGUCGGCGUGGUCUUCCUGGGCAGCCAGCCCGAGCGCUACUGGUGCCGCGGGCCGAGCGCCGCCGCGCUAGCCGAGCGCUGCGGCUGGAGCCCCGAGGAGGAGUGGAACCGCACGGCGCCCCCCGAGCGCCGCGGCGACGGCAGCUGCCGGCGCUACCUCCUGGAGGCGGCCAACGCCAGCGCCGCGGCGGACGCGCUCAGCUGCGCGGACCCGCUCGCCGCCUUCCCCAACCGCUCGGCGCCGCUCGUGCCGUGCCGGGGCGGCUGGCGGUACGCCCAGGCCCACUCCACCAUCGUCAGCGAGUUUGACCUCGUGUGUGUCAAUGCUUGGAUGCUGGACCUCACACAGGCUGUCCUAAACCUGGGCUUCUUGGCUGGAGCCUUCACCUUGGGCUAUGCAGCAGACAGGUACGGCAGACUAGUCAUUUACCUAAUAUCCUGUUUCGGUGUUGGCGUCACCGGUGUUGUGGUGGCAUUUGCACCCAAUUUCCCUGUGUUUGUGGUCUUCCGCUUCCUACAAGGUGUGUUUGGAAAGGGGACAUGGAUGACCUGCUACGUAAUUGUAACGGAAAUAGUAGGUUCAAAGCAAAGGAGAAUUGUGGGAAUAGUGGUCCAAAUGUUCUUCACCCUUGGAAUCAUAAUUCUCCCUGGAAUUGCCUACUUUAUCCCAAAUUGGCAAGGGAUCCAGCUAGCCAUCACGCUGCCCAGCUUUCUCUUCCUCCUUUAUUACUGGGUGGUUCCUGAGUCUCCCCGCUGGCUGAUUACUCGGAAGAAAAGAGAUAAAGCAUUAAAAAUCCUGAGGAGCAUUGCCAAGUGCAAUGGGAAAUAUCUCUCACCAAAUUACUCAGAGAUCACUGUUACAGAUGAGGAAGUUAGUAACCCAUCCUUUUUAGAUCUGGUGAGGACUCCCCAAAUGAGGAAGUGCACACUUAUUCUUAUGUUUGCUUGGUUCACAAGUGCGGUGGUGUAUCAAGGACUCGUCAUGCGCCUAGGAAUUAUAGGAGGCAACCUCUAUAUCGACUUUUUCAUCUCAGGAGUUGUGGAGCUGCCCGCGGCCCUGCUGAUCUUACUGACCAUUGAGCGUUUCGGACGACGGCUUCCCUUUGCAGGAAGUAAUCUAGUGGCAGGGGUCGCCUGCCUUGUCACUGCAUUCUUACCUGAAGGAAUACCCUGGUUGAGAACCACAGUUGCGACCCUGGGAAGACUAGGGAUAACCAUGGCCUUUGAAAUUGUUUAUUUGGUAAAUUCAGAAUUGUACCCAACAACAUUACGAAACUUUGGAGUUUCUCUUUGCUCAGGUUUAUGUGAUUUUGGGGGGAUCAUAGCCCCGUUCCUGCUCUUCCGGCUAGCAGCCAUUUGGCUAGAACUACCUCUUAUCAUCUUUGGUAUCCUGGCAUCGGUCUGCGGUGGGCUUGUGAUGCUUUUGCCCGAAACCAGGGGUAUUGCCUUGCCAGAAACAGUGGAUGAUGUAGAAAAACUUGACAGUCCAUAUACCUAUACAUGUGGCAGGAAAAAGAAAACUCAAGUUUCCAGUUCACACCUUUGAGGCCCCCUACCAAAGACAAAAGGAAGGAGCUCUUUAGGUUGACCCCUCCCAAGGAACCGAUGUGCCUUGCAGACACAUGUGUGUGUCCAUUUCCGCUACAUUAUGCUCCAAGUGUUUGUCAUACUGUACAAAGACAUUCAAACUAUCCAGAGUAUUUUUAUAUAAUGCGGGAUGAGUUAGGAUUUAGAGUGCUGUUGACAUUUCUGGGAACAUAGUAUGUGACUGGUUUAGCAAAGAGCCUGUUGUGUGGACAGCUCCCCCUGAGUUUUUUUCUGAAGUUGGAGCAGUGUCUCCCACCCAUUCAGUGAUAGAGGGACAAGAGAAGCCUUCCCCAAAUUCUCACGACCGCUCGCUCCAUCACAGAGGCAGGAUGUGCCAAGUGGGCAUCUGGGAACGGGAUGCAGAAAUGGGUUCAUCAGACCCGAGUAGAACUGAAGCUCUGACC
This is a messenger RNA of Callorhinus ursinus (northern fur seal), 2098 nucleotides long. It is a transcript of the gene SLC22A3, whose product is annotated as solute carrier family 22 member 3. Gene Ontology annotation, cellular component: membrane. Gene Ontology annotation, molecular function: transmembrane transporter activity. Lineage: Eukaryota; Metazoa; Chordata; Mammalia; Carnivora; Otariidae. The record is from RefSeq and is a predicted model, not a curated record. Gene Ontology annotation, biological process: transmembrane transport.